Messenger RNA from Meloidogyne enterolobii, 360 nucleotides. Lineage: Eukaryota; Metazoa; Nematoda; Chromadorea; Rhabditida; Meloidogynidae. The record is from the annotation of a GenBank genome assembly.
UUUGUAAUCAAUCUUCACUUUCUCCAUCUGUAGAACACUUACUUGAACGUGUUGCACAGACAGGGGUUUUAACAGAAGAAGGAAGCAAAGUAAAGGGAGGAGGAGGAGAUGUUUCUUGUAGUGUAAAAAGCGGUGUAACCUCUUCUAACGAAAAUAUUUCUGAUCGUUUAGAACAGCUUAGUUCAGCAUUUGAUGCAAUACAAAAAUAUUUGGAAGAACAAACAACAACUACAUUUUCUGGUCAACAACAAAAACAACAACAAUCACCACAACGUACAUUUAGUGGAACUUUUUGUUUCACUUGACGUGGCAGAUGAGGAUACACUAAAAUACCAAACUAAGGAAAAGAAAAAAUUAUGA